This is a messenger RNA of Drosophila sulfurigaster albostrigata, 975 nucleotides long. RefSeq names its product metallothionein-2-like. The transcript is spliced from 2 exons. Bases 123 to 257 code for a protein of 44 amino acids. The record is from RefSeq and is a predicted model, not a curated record. Gene Ontology annotation, molecular function: metal ion binding. Lineage: Eukaryota; Metazoa; Arthropoda; Insecta; Diptera; Drosophilidae.
UAACAGAGGGUGUGCAGUCAGCAAGAAUAGUUGAUUGCGGCGGGCAAGUGCAACGUUUUGCAAAAUAAUUAAACAUUUUCAGUUUUGCCUUCCAACAGUUUCAAUAGAGCACUCGCUACAUAAUGGCCUGCAAAGGAUGCGGAACUAACUGUCAGUGCUCGGCACAAAAGUGCGGCAACAAUUGUGCCUGCAACACGGACUGCAAGUGUGUGUGCAAAAAUGAACCCAAGGAGCAAUGUUGCAGCAGUAGCAAAUAAUCAGCAAUUUCUGGACUCUGACAGCAUGAAUGGAUCAAGCAGAAAUCGUUGUGGAAAAAAGAGAAUGAAAUAUGAAUUAAAUAUUUGCAUUUGACGUCGAGAGAAAUUGAUAAAUAAAUUCAAAAAGCAACCAAAAUGUUUUAGUAGUAAAGUUGACUUCUCCAUUUCGUAUUUAUGCUAAAAAUUGCCACAUUUCACAUCAGAGCAAAACAAAAUGUUUUAUGCUGGAAAAAUUCAAUUUUAUAGCCAGUUUGCAAUAGUUUUUUGAUUGCCUAUCAAAAUGGACGUGCUGUUUAGCCCAACAUUCUUUUGAAUAAUAAUUUGUUAAGCUUCCGAAAAUAAAAACUAAACGAGAAAUCAAAACAAGGCAACCUGCGGCGAUUGAAGGACAUGUCAUGCUUUCCUUUCGCACAUCCGCUUCCGUUUCCACUUGCUCAGUGACCAACAUGAAAAAUGAAUCAUUAGCAUAAUCAAAAUGUGCGUGUUUUGCGUUUGCUUCAGUUGCGUGUCUCAAGUAUUUUGCUAUCGUUUUGUUUUUUUGGGCUUUAAGCUUUCUCUUUUUUGACUAAAUCAGGUGUAAAUGAUUUGACUAAAUUGUGCGCAAGCUAAUCGAAUUAUUGCAUGCCUUUUACUUUGAAUUCAAUAUCAAAUAUCAUACAACAUUGCCUAGAGUGUCAACUUUCAAUUAAUGUUUCAAAAUAAAAUUAAUGCUGAAAUA